Molecule: messenger RNA, 1662 nt
Organism: Toxorhynchites rutilus septentrionalis
Lineage: Eukaryota; Metazoa; Arthropoda; Insecta; Diptera; Culicidae
Exons: 3
Coding region: 97-1206 (369 amino acids)
Cellular component (GO): nucleus
Molecular function (GO): zinc ion binding
Source: RefSeq, a predicted model, not a curated record
UUGAUAUGUUGGUAAACAUUCGCGGUGAAACAGUAGAAAUCGUAGAUAGCAACAGAGAUUGUUUCCGAAGUGCGCGUUAAUUUAUAUCAUUUCAGCAUGAGCAAUACAGUACGCCUUGCUUCAUUUUGUCGACUUUGCUUGUCCAAAACAUCGAACAAAGUUCCCAUCUACGGCAAUGGAGUGUCGCUGGAAAAUCUGCUGCAACUGAUCGAGAUAAAGAUUGAUCCUGAUGAUGAACCAGAUGCGGUGGUUUGUUUUGAUUGUAUGGUAACUCUGGAAGGAUUUUAUCAGUUUAAAGAACAAUGUCAUGUUAACGAUGAGUUCGUAAGAAAUAUACCAAAAAACGUCGAUUCGAACAAUACUGCAGAGGAGGAAGACGAUGAACUCAGCUGCGACUAUUUAGAUGAGGUCGAAAAUGAGUCCAACAAAGAUUAUGCUGAUAACUAUCAGGAAGUGGAAGAGGAGAAUGAGACUGUUAAAUACGAGAUAAUGCAGAUUGAAGAACCGGAAGAACCUAAAGUACAACUCAAACGGAAAGCAAUAUCUCCCAAUUCAGACAAACUAGUCACAAAACCACCCAAUGCAAACAGUAAGAUACAAUCUCCAGAGACGCUUGAUGCAGAGGUAAUUGAACAAAAAUGUGCUAAACUGCUCGUACCGACGAGACCAUCCAAGGGGCCCACUAUCGACGAUUUACAAGUGCUUGCCGACUCGUAUCCGGAUUAUUUCUACUUCGAGAAAGGUCCCCGCUCGGUGUAUUUCACGUUGGUAUUCUAUGGAGAACGUUACCAUUCGGCUCUUUUCACGGAACGCUUCACUUACUGGCAAUGUAUCCACCGUCGGAAAUAUCAGUGUCCGGCCCAAGUCUGUGUCACGAACAAUUACCAGAAGUUCGAACGUAGAUAUGAACACACACACGGAGAACUGCCGGAGAAGGAAGGGAAAAUUUUCACACCAUUACAAGCGUUGCCUGAACUGUUUCAGGCUUGUCGGAAGAUCGUCAUCCAAAAACGUGCGAAACGACGACAAAAGUUGCUCGAUAAAUACCAGUAUCUGAAAACCAGUGAGUCUGAAUCGGAUGAACCAGAAGCCAGAAGGAUAGAUGAAAACCACAUCAAAGAGGAAAAUGAAUCCAAUGAACCAAGAAGAACAGCGCGGGCGAGAAAAACUAUCAAACAGGAAGGCUUCCAAUAUGAUGACGAAUGAUACAAUGAACAAUAUUAUGUUAAGAUGUUUUUUUUUUAUCCAAAAUAUAUAUUUUAUUAAGGCUCAUAUGGCGUCAGCCUAACGGGGCCGGGAGUUCAAUAUUUUGACAAUGUUUGCUUACAACUAUGUUAGUAAUAUGUAACCGAUUACUCGCGGUUGACUCGAGGUUAGUAUUACAAGUGUUCUCAUAAUUGGUAUGUCUCAGUCUUCGAUGCUCUGUACGUGUGCCCGAAACGGGAUACUUCCUAUUGGGAUGCAGCUGACCAUUAAUCAGCAACGCCCCCCUAGUCUGUACCCCAUAUCUAGCGUGGUGCGUCUUUCUCGACUCGAGGAAUCCAGGAUAGAAUGGUCACUAGCCGGCGCAAUCAUCAGCUCGUGUAGAGUUGUCAUUUGGCUCUUGUUGAAUGAUCAGUGGACUGCACAACCUUAGGCCCGUGCAUCUGUAAAGAGUGUGUG